CGAGUUUGGGACGAGUUUCUAGGUCACGUCUGAGAGAACGCGUCAAACUUGCCCUUGAGAUUAUUGGACUGCCGCUAAAUAAUUGACAAAUUUCAGGAUGAAUCAAAUACUUUUUCGGAAUUUAUUUGGAAUUCAUUCUUUUAAAAAUAUGUUUAACAAGAAGUCAACCACAAAAAUUCUCUCUGCUCAUCAUAGUUUGUGUAGAACAUAUUCUCGUACAGUACCGGAAAUCGAUAAUGAUAAAUUACCAAACGGACAAAUCCGGUAUUCAACGCACAAAAAAUGGCAUGCUGUAAUGAAUUAUGUCCCAAAGCCGAAAGAUAUACCACAUUAUCAAUAUCCAAUUAUACUUAUAUGUGCUUUGAUAGUUGGAAUAUAUUUUGCCCUCAUCCAUACAAGAUGUGAUCUAGAUGAUAUAUUAGAUGAGAACUUUAAAGAAUUUGAGAAAAUUAAAUUCAACAAAAAAUAGUUGUACAAAGAAUCUAACGUUAUCAGUCUCUGUAGUCCCACGUUUACUGUCAUUUUUGAAAAAUAUGAAUAUCACCAAUUUAUUUCACCAUUUUUUAAAAAUUUCACUGUAUCAUUUUUGUGCUACAUUCUGUAGAUAGCUGAGACCUUCCCAACCAUAUACCACAUAAUUUGUGAACAGUCCAUUUUUUGCGUGAAGGAAGGUUAACUUUGGUGAAAAGAACUACCCAAUAUGAUGAUUGUGUGGUUGAGAUUUCCACCAAAAUUUAAACAUUACUAUCCUAAAUACUGACGUAAAUUAACGAGUUGCUUUCCCAACUAUGGUGAUCGGUCCUGUCUAUCUUGAUAACCCAACG
Messenger RNA from Schistosoma guineensis, 824 nucleotides. Lineage: Eukaryota; Metazoa; Platyhelminthes; Trematoda; Strigeidida; Schistosomatidae. The record is from the annotation of a GenBank genome assembly.